Messenger RNA from Ceratosolen solmsi marchali, 1364 nucleotides. Its product is annotated as homeobox protein 9. The record is from RefSeq and is a predicted model, not a curated record. Gene Ontology annotation, biological process: regulation of DNA-templated transcription. The coding region runs from base 184 to 1275 and encodes 363 amino acids. The transcript has 5 exons. Gene Ontology annotation, molecular function: DNA binding. NCBI's taxonomy places the organism in Eukaryota, Metazoa, Arthropoda, Insecta, Hymenoptera, Agaonidae.
GUGUAUAAUUAAAGUUAAUAUUAGUGAAAAGUGUAAGAAACAAAUUUUAUUUAUAUGCAUAUGUGAGUGGUGUGUGUAAUUUUAUACGCAUGUGUACAUAUAUGUAUCCAUAAUUUUAUAACUCCGGUUGCAUAUGUACUCGCACUUGUGUACGUUCGAUAUUUUUUAAAUUGCUAUUCAAUUAUGCAUUUGGACAAAAAAAUCACUAAUGAUAAGACAAGAAUACAGUACUGUUCUUGUCAUUCUAAUGAAAACAUUCUUUCUCGUACACAUCGACCGUAUUGUAAUAAUCAUAAUCUUGCUGACCACCAAAUUUCUCGUGUUAUAAAUUCUGUUAUCAAGAAUAACGAGUAUCCGUAUAAACCAAUUACACAAGUAUCAGCCAGAGAUAGAUUUCCAUCAUCUAGUAGUACAGAAGAUGAUCAAAGUGGUUCGGAUGCAGAUCAUAAUUCUUUAUCUUUACGUAAUAAAAUUUCUACGUCAAAUAAUACAAAUUCUAAUUGUAUUCGUAAACGUAGAGGAAAUUUGCCAAAACAUUCGGUAAAAAUAUUAAAAAGAUGGCUUUAUGAACAUCGAUAUAAUGCAUAUCCAAGUGACACUGAAAAACUAACUUUAAGCCAAGAAGCUAAUCUUACAGUCUUACAGGUUUGUAAUUGGUUUAUAAAUGCAAGAAGACGUAUUUUGCCAGAAAUAAUUAGGAAAGAAGGAAAUGAUCCACAUAAAUACACCUUAUCUCGACGUAACAAAAAAAUUUCAAAUGUAAACAAACAAAUUCCUAAAUUGUGUUCAGAAUCAUCCAACAAAGAUGUCGAUGAAUAUCAUAAUACUGAAUAUCGAUGUGAAGAUGACAGUCAUAAUGAUUACAUAAAUGAUUAUGAAAAUAAUUCUCGUAAUGAUGAAAAUGAAGGUCGAAUUAAUCAAUGGACAAAUUUUAUUGUUUAUCCAUACAAUAACUCGGAGGUUCAAUAUGUAGAUCGUUUCAAUUGUGUUGAUUCAAUAUCACACCCAGCAUUGAGAGGAAACGAAUGUUUACCAAUAGUAGAAAAAUCUGUUUUUUGGAAUACAUCAAAAGAAAACAAAAUAGAUCCUACAAGCAAAAUUAACAAAAAUGCAGAAAAAAUUCAUACUAAAAGUAAAAAAUCAUUUUGUUGUGAAACAGCACAUCCAAUUUCAUCUGAGGAUGAGAAAGAUAAAUUUAAGUGUUUAUACAUUUUAGUAGAAGCAGCUAUUGCAGUUCAACAGCUGGAAAAAAAACAAGAACAAGUUUUUGUAUAGUUUAACUAAUUUUUUCAAUUAAGCAUUUAUAAUGAACAAAAAAUAGUUUUGAAUUGUUGAUUGUAAUAAACCAUAAUUAUUAGCAAAAA